GUGAUAAGUCAACUGAACCAUCAUUAUCAUGAGGAAGAGGGAAAAUAAACAAACACCUCGUAUAGGUUAUCAACCAGCUGGCACGGUGCUAUAAAAUCUAGACAAUUUGUGGGAAAAUCAAUCAGUUGCAAGCUAGAACGGAACCUAUCAACUGAAGACUCUCAGGAUGAAGUUGUUCAUCGCCCUGUGUGGAAUCCUUACAAUCGUUGCAGCCGAUUGGAGCCCCCCAACCCAGGAAGAAUUCUCAAAAUAUCGGGAGGAAUGCAUGAAGGAAGGGAAACUUUCGGAAGACGAUGCUAAAAAAAUUAGCAAACGCGACUACCCUGGAAGCAAACAGGUCAACUGCUUUAUACGCUGUGUGGGUUUGAAGGCUGGGACAUGGGACGAUGGUACAGGAUAUGACUUGGACCGGGUCUAUGAAACCUUCAAUGCCAAUAAUUGGGAAGUGAGCAAGAAAGAAUUGAAGGAAUGCCUCUCUCAUCUCGGGGAUGCUGACGCCUGUACCCAAGCUGCAACCAUUACGAAGUGUUUUUUGGACCGUGCUAAGAAAAAGAUUUAACUUUACCAGUUCGUACCCCGUACCUUCGUUGCCGAAGAUGGUGAAAAUAAAAUUAGUGAAUUAUAAUUCGACCCCCCUUGAUUCCGGAUGAGGAGAGAUCGUGCUAAAACUCAAAGAUGAAAAUUAAACAAGUUGGAAACCGGAAACUCGGCAUAGUACGAUUUCCACUAAAAUGUUCAGUAGUGCUCCAUACUAAAGUCUGUAUUAAUACAAUUUCACGGGUCUACCAUGAGCUUAAGGGGGGUUCACAGUAAAUUUUAAAAAUAUAUUAUUAUACUAUUAGA
Molecule: messenger RNA, 843 nt
Organism: Hermetia illucens (black soldier fly)
Lineage: Eukaryota; Metazoa; Arthropoda; Insecta; Diptera; Stratiomyidae
Product: general odorant-binding protein 99a-like
Exons: 2
Coding region: 167-559 (130 amino acids)
Biological process (GO): sensory perception of smell
Molecular function (GO): odorant binding
Source: RefSeq, a predicted model, not a curated record